This is a messenger RNA of Dreissena polymorpha, 859 nucleotides long. RefSeq lists its product as uncharacterized. Gene Ontology annotation, biological process: cell-matrix adhesion. Lineage: Eukaryota; Metazoa; Mollusca; Bivalvia; Myida; Dreissenidae. Gene Ontology annotation, molecular function: calcium ion binding. Gene Ontology annotation, cellular component: lysosome; extracellular region. The record is from RefSeq and is a predicted model, not a curated record. The transcript is spliced from 6 exons. Bases 76 to 675 code for a protein of 199 amino acids.
CUGAUAUAUAAGGACGUCACUUAGCAUAAACGAUAUUCACCGAUAUUUUAGGAUCUUUUACGAACAUCUAUCAAAAUGGAUACCAGCAUUUCCAAGAUCACGUGGACGCUCGCACUGCUGUGUGUACUAGCGGGUGGGGCUUGGGCAAGAUGCUGCUUCCCGAGCCAGUACACCGCCAACCAGGGCAUUUUCAGGUCCACGGUGCGCGGCGGCAAUCUCUCCAUCAAGCUGGCUAUGAAUGUAUACUAUUAUGACGCAAUAAAUCAGAUGGAAGCGGUCCUUGAAAACAUCAUCGAAGACGGACAAACGACGACAAUGAAGGUCAUUAAAGACUACAAUGUCACGAAAACGAAGUACGUGAUUUCGGAAGACGGCAACUGCAGCAGAACUCUUUUGGAUGCCUUCAAGGCGGCUUGCAUACCAGACUGGGCUUAUAAGGUCGUCUCCUCCAAAGUCGGCAACUCCACUUCCGGUAUGCCGAUCGAGUUGUUCAACAGCAGCGCAGGUAACACCACCUCGUAUUUGAUCACCGCCCCAGACGGAUGCUACCCGGUGCUUGAUGUCUCCGCCGUGCCCUCUGGACCCUCUCCCUACAUGCAGGUUGUCCAGUUCCACAAUAUCACGCUUGGGAUACAGGACCCCUCGGUGUUCAACGUUCCUCCAAGCUGCAAUUAGACUGUUAUCACCGGGAAAUAAAUUGUCAUAUAAAAUAUCACUUGAAACAAUUAACAAUGAAACAGAAGAAAAUUGCGUCAAAGACCAAGCAUAUGGUGUUUACCUUAUUUCUUAAUUAACUGCUCUUCUAAAUUGUGUUGUUUUUGUAUGAUGGUAUCCAUAAAUAAAUAUCUUGAAUAUGGUU